AUGAUAACCACCCAGAGUACAGUCCAAAGUACGACCACGAAAAGACGCAGCUCUUUCACCACAAACCUGUUUGACCCGAAGCUAUAUCAAGCUCCUCCUCUGCCCCAAAGCGGUGUCAGGUCAUCCAGUCCGUUCGUGUCGCCAUCACUUUCGAAAAAGUCAAAUACGGCCAGCCAAAGGCAAAGGGCCCAAGAGGGACUAGCCUCACACCUUCCAGAGCAUCUCAGGGAAUAUUUGCCCAUUGUCAACGUCAAAGUCACGGCACUUUGCGGCGUGUGGUAUGUCACGUCGUCCCUUUCCAGCAACCUUUCGAAGGCCAUCUUGAGCGACUUCCCACACCCUGUGGCCCUAACAGAACUACAAUUUUUAAUUAGUGCGAUGCUAUGUGUGCUCUUCGCAACGCUAGCAAAUUGGUUGAGCUCCGAGACUAGAAAGGCGGGCACCUUAUCUCAGGCUUUACUUGCUUUCCCAGAGGGAAUUCUACCCAGUUAUCUGAACGGAGAUUUCAAACUAUGUGUGCUUAACAAAUUCUUAACCCCAUGCAAGCUGGCUUUGGCAACAACAUUCCCCAUGGGUAUUUUCCAACUUGUCGGCCACAUCAGUUCUCACAAAGCCACAUCACUUAUACCUGUAUCACUAGUACACUCCAUGAAGGCACUUUCCCCGAUAAUGACCGUCUGUUACUACAGGGUUUUCAAAGGGAAGCAAUACAACACGAUGACUUACCUAACUCUGAUACCCUUAAUAAGCGGGGUCAUCAUCACUUGUUGGUCAACGCAUGGGAAUGCCAAACCCACUGAGUCUGUCGGCGAACGCAAUUUUCUAACGGGGCUUCUGUUCGCCCUGCUAUCUAUGGGUAUCUUCGUUACUCAGAACAUCUUCGCCAAAAGUAUUUUGACAGUCAGAAAACAACGAGGAAUCCUUCCCUCCAAGGUGGAAAAACAUUCAGCAUCGCAUGAAAAGGAAUAUUCGCCUCUUCAAAUUGAUAAGCUUACAAUUUUAUUUUACUGCUCAUGCAUUGGCUUUGUUCUAACCGCACCAAUAUUUGUUUCCAACGAGAUUGUUAAUCUCAAUUCAACACACAGCGUUUUCAGAGAUUUCAGUGGAAGAACAUUAGCUUUGGUAAUUAUUCAUGGUGCCACACAUUUUUUUCAAGCCAUGCUGGCUUUCCAACUAAUUGGAAUGUUAUCACCUGUCAAUUAUUCGAUCGCCAAUAUUAUGAAACGUAUAGUUAUCAUUGCGGUAGCCCUUACGUGGGAAUCUCACCUCUCGUUUCAGCAAGUAUGCGGUUUGUCCAUGACUAUAGCCGGACUAUACGGUUACGACAAAUGGGGGGUGUCUAGAAAGUCGGCGUAA
Messenger RNA from Lachancea dasiensis, 1356 nucleotides. The record is from the annotation of a GenBank genome assembly. Lineage: Eukaryota; Fungi; Ascomycota; Saccharomycetes; Saccharomycetales; Saccharomycetaceae.